Centruroides sculpturatus (bark scorpion) is the source of this 744-nucleotide messenger RNA. RefSeq names its product ankyrin repeat and SOCS box protein 3-like. Gene Ontology annotation, cellular component: cytoplasm; nucleus. The transcript has 3 exons. The record is from RefSeq and is a predicted model, not a curated record. The coding region runs from base 6 to 668 and encodes 220 amino acids. NCBI's taxonomy places the organism in Eukaryota, Metazoa, Arthropoda, Arachnida, Scorpiones, Buthidae. Gene Ontology annotation, molecular function: protein binding.
GGAAAAUGGAUUUCACUGAAGCAUGGGAUGAUACAUGUUCAUAUAUAGGUUUGGCUGCAAGAAUUGGAAAUAUAACUGAAUUUCGUAAAUUAGUUGAAGCAGGAAAUCCAGUUGAUGCACCAGAUAAUAGAGGAUGGCGACCAUUACAUGAAGCAGCUGCUGAACCUAAAGAUUUGCGAUGUUUAGAAGAAUUAUUAAAGCAUAAAGAUACAGAUGUUAAUUGGCAAACUCAUGAAGGAGAAACAGCAUUAUUGCUGGCUUGUAAACGAAGAUGUAGAACCAACAAAAAACCUUUAGAAGCCGUAAAAUUGUUAUUGAAAUAUAAAGCUGAUCCUAAUAUAGCAGAUAAUGAAGAAGAAACACCUCUGUUAGCAGCUACUCGUUCUGGAUUUGCUCCAGUAGUAUUAGAACUUUUAAAUAAUGGUAAAGCUGAUCCAAAUAAAGUCGACUGUAGCGGUUGGGGUUCCUUGCAUGAAGCAGCCAUGCUUGGUAGAGCCGACAUUGUCAUUUCUCUGUUGACGGCAGGUGCAAAAAUUAGUAUUCGAGAUGAAUGUGAAAUGACACCAAUAUUUACAGCUGCACAACAUGGGAAGAUAGAAUGCUUAAAAAUUCUGCUAGAUGCUGCCAAAGAAAGAGGUAAUUCUUUACAUCACCAAUUAUAUGCAUAAAAAUUUAAAAAGAUAUGAGCAAUUAUUUAUUGUGACAUUGUCACAGUGCCAGGCUGCAAAUUUUGUUAAAUAUAUU